Molecule: messenger RNA, 1438 nt
Organism: Solanum stenotomum
Lineage: Eukaryota; Viridiplantae; Streptophyta; Magnoliopsida; Solanales; Solanaceae
Product: heptahelical transmembrane protein 4-like
Exons: 4
Coding region: 183-1376 (397 amino acids)
Cellular component (GO): membrane
Molecular function (GO): signaling receptor activity
Source: RefSeq, a predicted model, not a curated record
UUCUUGUGAAAUUAAAUUCCACCUAAAUUUGGUUACAUAAGAGCUUUUCUUCUCUUCUUCUUCUUCAUGUCAAGAAUCCCAUCCCCUAAUUUCGUCCAAAGAUUAAGGGUUAGGGUUCUACGAUCAAGAAACACGUCAUCAUCUCUGUUGGGUUCUUGAAUUAUAACGAAUUGAAUGUGAAGAUGGAUAAGGGCAAAGAGAAAUUGACUGGUAAUGAGGAUAAUCAAUUAUUGUCUCCUUCCAAGGAAGGGAAAGGAAAGAGAUUAUGGAAGAAAGUGAAGUACCAGCUUGUGGAGUAUCAUUCAUUGCCUGGGUAUUUGAAAGACAACGAAUACAUUCUGGGUCAUUACAGGGCCGAAUGGCCAUUGAAGCAAGCAUUGCUCAGCAUCUUCACAAUUCACAAUGAGACCCUAAAUGUUUGGACGCAUUUGAUAGGGUUCUUCCUCUUCCUUGCGCUGACCAUUUAUACUGCAACCAAAGUUCCCAAGGUUGUAGAUUUACAUUCCUUACAAAAUCUGCCUGAUGUGCUGAGGAAGGCUGAUUUGCACAAAUUACAAGCAGAACUUUUAACUUGUCUUCCUUCUUUGCCGCAUAUGCCUGAUUUGCACAAACUUCGAGAUGGUUUGCUACGUUCCCCCUCUAAUUGGCAUAUUAUUGACCUCCUGAACAACUGCCUGCCUGAGCGAUUUUCCCACAGCAACCAUACAGAUGUCUGUGUACUGCGGAGUGUAAAGGAAGAUGUGGCAAAUAUAUUAGCACCAUUGCUGGUGAGACCAAUAACGCGCUGGCCAUUCUAUGCCUUCCUUGGUGGGGCAAUGCUUUGUUUGUUAGCAAGCAGCACAUGUCAUUUACUUUCUUGCCAUUCAGAGCGUUUAUCAUACAUCAUGCUGAGGUUCGACUAUGCCGGUAUCGCUGCCCUGAUAUCAACUUCAUUUUACCCUCCGGUCUAUUAUUCCUUCAUGUGUUACCCCUUCUUUUGCAAUUUGUAUCUGGGAUUUAUUACCCUCCUGGGAAUUGGCACAAUCUUGGGUUCCCUACUUCCUGUGUUCCAGACUCCAGAAUAUCGAGUUAUUCGAGCAUCUCUAUUUUUCGGAAUGGGCCUGUCAGGUGCGGUACCUAUUCUACACAAGCUGGUUUUGUUUUGGCACCAACCUGAGGCGCAUCAUACGACUGGAUAUGAACUUUUGAUGGGCAUAUUUUACGGCAUUGGAGCGCUGAUAUAUGCCAUGAGAGUUCCAGAAAGAUGGAUGCCUGGGAAGUUUGACAUUGCUGGCCACAGCCACCAACUAUUUCAUGUACUCGUGGUGGCAGGGGCUUAUACUCAUUACCAGGCUGGAUUGGUUUAUCUGAGGUGGCGGGACCUGCAAGGGUGCUAAGAACCACUCAAGAACUGAAAAGUCAGUCAGAAUCCUUAGUUCAAUUGUAUGUAAACGUAGAG